AUGAAUUCCAAUGGUAAAAUUUCAUUCGAUUUCAAUCAACCCGUCGAGCGCAAGACCUCACAGUUGGGGUGGAGAGGCGGCAUUAGUGGCAAUGAAGCCUUGAUGAAUUUUUGCCGGGUGAUGGUCGGCACUGGGGUCUUGGCAUUGCCGUUGGCGUACAAACAAAGUGGAACAAUCGUAGCCAUCCUACUUAUUUUAUUUGCGGGCUUCUUCUUCACCUACGUCAGCUGUGAGAAGAUUGUCAUUUCGGCCCUGGCUUUGGCAAAAAGACACGGCUACGCAUCCCUCGAUUACGGUAAUGUAGCGGAAAACGCAUUUCGACACAGUUUCGAUUCGAUAAAACGUUAUGGGUGGUUGGCCAGGCUCUUUACCAACGGCUCCAUCCUGUUAAUGCAGCUUGGCAUUGCGGCAGUUUAUACCGUAUUUAUUAAGGAGCAUUUUGAGGAGAUAGCCGAGCGAAUUUUUCCGAGCCACAACCUCUCUGGGUCGAUAUUCUUUGGCUUGGCGUUGGCUGGGUGCUGUCUAAUCGUGAUGAUUCGGGAUCUACGUUUUAUUACGAAUGUCUCCACCUUUGGGAAUGUGGCCAUGACAAUUGUGUUGAUUAUGGUGAUACAGGAUCUGGUCCGCCCUCCGUACGCUUCUGGGCAACAUCUAGCUUCGCCCAGUCUCCCCUCGAUCAUCGCCGCCGCCGGGAACGUUGUCUACGCGUUUUGCUCUCAUGCUGUGGUCCUUCCCCUUGCGAACAAAAUGAAGGAACCCAAAGAAAUGUCAGGCCACCGAGGAGUUUUAUCUCUUGGUUGUUCAGUCGUUACGAUUUUGUACGCGUUGGUCGGCUUCUUUGGCUACUUGAAAUACGGUGAUGCUGUGCGUGGAUCAGUAACCCUGAAUUUACCGGAUACUACGUUUUACUUCAUCAUCCGCAUUUUCCUUGUUCUCGUUGUUUUCACAUCCUAUUUGAUCCAACAUUUUGUCUUGGUCGACAUGACCUGGCCACGGAUACAAAAUGCCUACGGUGCAAAUAACUUCCUGAUCAACUACCCGGGGACGGCUGAACGGAUGUUGUGCAUAGUGUUCGUGCUGGCUGCAUUUUUGCUAGCCGUCCUAGUACCGGAUCUGGGCCGGAUCACGUCUUUGGUUGGAGUUACGGCAGGCUGCUUUCUCGGCUUCAUCAUCCCAGCCGCCAUCCACACCGCCACAUUCCUCCCCGAAUAUCUUGCGGAUCGCGAUUAUCGAUCCCUAGCUUUGCAUAUGUCGACAAAUUGCGCAUUUUUCAUCUGUGGCAUCUUUUUCACGAUUGCUGGCAUUUACAGUAAUUGG
Messenger RNA from Mesorhabditis spiculigera, 1317 nucleotides. The record is from the annotation of a GenBank genome assembly. Lineage: Eukaryota; Metazoa; Nematoda; Chromadorea; Rhabditida; Rhabditidae.